AUGCUGACCAAGAAUUUGCAUGAUUCGGGAAGACGACAGUGGCCUUUUCGGGAUCUGUUUGCCAAUUCGAUAGAUACAUAUGUUUGGUCUUGGUAUCGAUUUGACGUGGAAUGCCUCGGCGACCCCUUGCGAAAAAUGUUGCUGGUGCUUCCUACGGUAGAAGUCAUGCAGCCAUUACAGAAUGAGAGAGAGUUCGAGUUUAUGGACACGAUCCGGCUAAAUGUCGCAUGUGGGCUAGAAUCAUGA
Molecule: messenger RNA, 246 nt
Organism: Plasmopara halstedii
Lineage: Eukaryota; Oomycota; Peronosporomycetes; Peronosporales; Peronosporaceae
Exons: 2
Coding region: 1-246 (81 amino acids)
Source: RefSeq, a predicted model, not a curated record